This is a messenger RNA of Prunus mume (Japanese apricot), 3344 nucleotides long. Its product is annotated as putative LRR receptor-like serine/threonine-protein kinase At3g47570. Gene Ontology annotation, biological process: protein phosphorylation. Gene Ontology annotation, molecular function: protein binding; protein kinase activity; ATP binding. Lineage: Eukaryota; Viridiplantae; Streptophyta; Magnoliopsida; Rosales; Rosaceae. The record is from RefSeq and is a predicted model, not a curated record.
AUGGUUGUGAAAUUGAUCUUAGCACACUCACUAUUUACUGCAAUGUUCAUUUGUUGUUGGAGCUCCAUGCAUUUGAACUAUCCAAUAACCACAAACCGGUACAGAUUGGGACUCGGAGGAAAUGAGACGGAUAGGCUGGCACUGCUAGCCAUCAAAGCUCAAAUAAAGCAGGAUCCUCAUCAACUCCUGAGCUCCUGGAAUGAAUCCAUCCACUUUUGUCUAUGGCACGGUGUCACUUGCAGUCUUAGACAGCAUCAGAGGGUCUCUAUGCUAGACCUACAGUCCCAAAACUUUGCAGGGUCCAUAUCCCCACAAAUAGGAAAUCUGAGCUUCCUAAGGGAACUAUACCUCCAAAACAAUAGCUUUACUCAUGAAAUCCCUUCAGAAAUUGGGCAUUUGCAUAGGUUAAAGAUUUUACGUCUAGACCAAAACUUACUUAGUGGCCCUGUUCCUGCCAAAAUAUCCAAUUGCAUCAACCUCAUCUUUAUCCAUUUUGGUGAUAACAGGUUGGUGGGUAAGAUUCCUUCAGAAAUCAGCACCUUGUCAAAGCUUCAAAAACUUGUUUUACAAUCCAAUAAUUUCACAGGAGAAAUCCCUCCUUCCUUGGGGAACCUUUCGUCUCUCGAGACACUCGGUGCUACUUAUAAUAACUUGUUGGGAAGCAUCCCUACCUCUCUGGGCCAGUUGAAAAAAUUAACACGGUUUGCAAUGGAUUCAAAUAACUUGUCAGGUACUAUCCCUCCUUCCUUCUAUAACCUCUCUUCUCUCGUUAUUUUUGCCCUAGCAAUAAACCAAUUUCAAGGGACUAUUCCUUCGGACUUGGCUAAAACUCUUCCUAAUCUUCAAACAUUUGAAUUUCACACGAACCAUUUUACCGGAUCAAUUCCUUCAUCAAUAUCCAAUGCCACAAGUCUAGUGGCAUUUGAAGUUUCAAAUAAUAAACUGACCGGACAGGUUCCAAAUUUGGAAAGGCUUCAUAACCUUGUGAAUUUUAACAUCCAAUUUAAUCAUCUUGGAAGCGGUCAACAGGGUGACUUGAGAUUUGUCUCAGACUUGUGCAAUGCCACAAGGUUAUGGAGGUUGAUAAUAAGCUCUAACAAUUUUGGCGGGACAUUACCCGCUUCAAUAGCCAACCUCUCAACCACUCUUGAAGUUCUUAUUGUUCAAAGAAACAAGCUACAUGGAAGCAUACCAGCUGGGAUAGGGAAUCUGGUCAACUUGGAAUUGUUGGCUCUGGGGGAAAACUCCUUCACAGGUAGCAUCCCCACAGAUUUUGGGAAGCUUUCAAUGGUUGAGGAAAUAGAUCUUCAAGUCAACCAGUUAUCAGGAACCAUUCCAUCCUCUGUUGGAAACUUAACCAAGUUAACCGCACUGGGAAUGCAAGGGAAUAAUCUUCAGGGAAGCAUCCGGGUGCUAGGGGGAUGCCUUGGACUGCAAGAAUUGUAUGCUUCUCAAAAUAACUUUAGUGGCCCAAUACCUCAACAACUUCUUGGCCUCCCUUCCUUAUCAAUCUAUUUGGACUUGUCUAAAAACCACUUUACUGGUUCCCUUCCCAUGGAGGUUGGGAAGUUGAACAAUCUAGGUUCCUUGGAUGUUUCUGAUAACUUGUUAUCAGGAGAACUUCCCAAUAGCCUUGGUAGUUGUAUACAUCUAGAAGUCCUACACUUGCAGGGUAACUUCUUCAAGGGGCUCAUUCCUUCAUCUAUGAUUUCGGUUAAAGGGAUUCAAGAUUUAGACAUUUCUCGUAACAAUUUUUCGGGUGAAAUUCCACGAUUUUUAGAGAGCUUUACCUUGUUGAAGAAUCUGAACCUAUCUUUCAAUCAGUUUUGGGGAGCAGUACCAACUGGAGGCGUUUUAAAAAAUGCAAGUGCUACUUCAAUUGUUGGAAACACCGGGCUCUGCGGCGGUGUUCCUAAUCUCCAACUGGCCAAGUGCAAGUCUAAAGAGUCCAAGGGAGGCGGAUUGUCUCGUGGCCUGAAAAUACUUAUCUCUAUAGUUGUUGGGUUUGCUCUUCUAGGAAUAGCUGUGGUGUUGUAUUUUCUGUUUCUUCGAUCGCCAAGAAAGGAAAACAGGGAAACUGCAUUGAGCACUUCAAUGAACUCUGUUUUGCAAGUGUCAUAUAGUACUCUUCUCAAAGCUACAAAUCGGUUCUCUUCAGCUAAUUUGAUUGGUGUGGGUAGUUUUGGGUCUGUGUAUAAAGGAGUUCUUGAUUUUGAUGGAGUUCAUCUUGUUGCCAUCAAGGUGUUUAACAUGUUACAUCAUGGAGCAUCUAAGAGUUUCUUGGCCGAAUGUGAGGCGUUAAGAAAUAUCAGGCAUCGAAAUCUCGUCAAGAUUAUAACUGCAUGUUCAACUGUUGAUUAUCAAGGUAAUGAUUUCAAGGCUCUCGUGUAUGAGUUGAUGGACAACGGGAGCUUAGAAGAGUGGUUGCAUUCGACUAUUGAAACGAAAGAGGAAACAGAUGUACCCAAGAAUUUAAAUCUUCUUCAGAGGCUAAACAUCACCAUUGACAUUGCUUGUGCACUUGAUUAUCUUCAUAACGGUUGCGAAACACCAAUAGUCCAUUGUGAUCUCAAGCCAAGCAAUGUUCUCUUGGACGCAGAGUUGACUGGACAUGUUUCUGACUUUGGACUUGCAAGAUUCCUUGCAAAAUUAGCCGAUAAGGCUUCAGCAAAUCAAGCAAGUUCCAUUGGCAUAAAGGGAUCGGUUGGUUAUGCUGCUCCAGAGUAUGGUAUGGGAAGUGAAGUGUCGAAAAGUGGAGAUGUCUACAGCUUUGGCAUUCUCUUGUUAGAGAUGUUUACGGGAAGGAGACCCACUGACCACAUGUUUAGUGAUGGCUUGAACCUUCAUAAUUUUGUGAAGACAGCUUUUCCCGAUCGAGUCACAGGGAUUGCAGAUUUUCUUCUUCAAGAAGGCAGCAUCGAAUCUCCCGAACAAUACAGCAUCAAGGCUCAAAGAGUGGAGGAGUGCUUGAGUUUGAUAUUUAAACUUGGAAUUGCAUGUUCUGUUGAAUCCCCCGCUAACCGAAAGGAUAUCAGUGAUGUUGCAUCUGAAUUACAUUCCAUCAGGGAUAUGCUUCUUGGUUAGAAACUUUUCCUACUUUCCUACUCUACAUAUCAAGGAAAGAAUCAGUGGCGCCUGCUGCUUAAGGCUUGGUCUGUUUUUUAUGCCGUUUGUUCAGCAUAUUAUUAUUAUUAUUAUUAUAUUCUACUUGUGUAGAUAAAAUUAUGAGAAAAUCCAGAAUCCUUGCAACCAUGUGAGAGCUGAGCUGCAUAUUGGCCAAGUUGAUGAACCCGACUUGUGUUAGUUUGGACCACAUUUCAAUUCAUGAAAAUAACAUUAUGAUU